Selaginella moellendorffii is the source of this 2881-nucleotide messenger RNA. RefSeq names its product protein argonaute 4A. Lineage: Eukaryota; Viridiplantae; Streptophyta; Lycopodiopsida; Selaginellales; Selaginellaceae. The record is from RefSeq and is a predicted model, not a curated record. The transcript has 20 exons. Gene Ontology annotation, molecular function: protein binding; RNA binding. Gene Ontology annotation, biological process: regulatory ncRNA-mediated post-transcriptional gene silencing. Bases 13 to 2661 code for a protein of 882 amino acids. Gene Ontology annotation, cellular component: cytoplasm.
CUAUCCUCUUCGAUGGCGAGCGCAAAAGCAAGCGCUUCUUCUUCGUCUUCCACUGGAGCUCAGCCGAUGAGGAGGCCGGGUUAUGGCCAACAGGGAACGCCUGUCCGCCUCACCUGUAACCAUUUUGCCGUGACGCUCUCUCGAGGAAUGGAUGUAGCGCAAUACAACGUGAAGAUAUCAUAUGCUGAUGAUCCUAACGACAAGGUUCUCGUCGAGAAAGGGGCGAACCGCCGAGUAAUGGACAAGGUCCGGGCCGAGCUUGAAAAAAAACUCAUUUUUGACGGAGAGAAUACGGCGUACGUGCUCGGCGAUCUCUCUUUCGGCGACAAGGAAAUGGAAGUCACGCUCGACAAGGCAAUGGGAGCAUCUUCCUCGUCUGGGGGCCCCGCGAAAAAGAGAAGAGCGGAUGCCAGCUCUUACAAGGUGAGGAUCAAGUUCUCAACCAAAGUGGACUUGGGCAUCCUUAUGAGGAAGGAAGAUCUUCAUUUGUCUCGGGCGCAAGAUGCAUUGAGGGUCCUUGACGUUCUUGUUCGCGAACAAGCCGCCAGAAGGGAGUACGUGUUACUGCGUGAGAGCUACUUUCAUCAGUCCCUUGGUCCAGUAAAAGAUGUUGGAGAAGGGGUGGAAAGCUGGAGUGGCUACCACGCUAGCUUCCGACCUUGUUCUCUGGGAUUAUCACUGAACUUGGAUCCGUCGACAACAAUCGUCAUCAAGCCCCAGUUGGUGCACGAAUUUCUUGCGGAGUAUUUCGAUACAUCUCCAGGAAGCAUUCGUGCCGAUCACUUGACCCGGGCGAAGAGAGUGCUAAAGGGAAUCGUGGUGCAAGUUUACACUAAGACGAGGCACAAAAUAUUCGGUUUUAGCGAUGAACCAGCAUCCUCUCAAAGAUUUGAAUUGAAAGAGAAAGGAGCCGAUGGCACGUUUAGACUGAAUUCAACGACAGUUCUUCAGUACUAUCAAGCUAGAUACAACGAAACCUUGCAAUUCCCCAACUUGCACUGUGUCAACGUAGGGAAAGCCACGCGAGCAGUUUAUGUACCGAUGGAGUUCUGUUCGAUUCUGCCUGGACAACGAUAUAAAAGAAAGCUGAGCGGGAAUCAGAUUCGCAGGCACCUUGACCAAGCACGACUGCUGCCGAGUGAUCGUGCUAAUGUGAUCAACUCGGGCAUUACGCAACUACUGUCAAAUUCAAGCGUGGAAUUGCAGUCCCUCAACGUCAAGGUUGACAGCAAAAUGAUGUCAGUUCAAGGACGUGUUCUUCCGGCGCCACUGGUUACGACUUGUUUCGCGAUGUCAUCGUUCUCAUGUAUGCUUCUGCAGCUCAAGUUUGGACACCGGGACGUACCAGUCCAGGGUGGGAGGUGGAACUACAACCGCGAUACCGUCGCCCGAGCUGCCCUUCCUGUCAAGGAGUGGAUUGUUGUUUGCUUUAACCGCAAAAAGAAUCCUUUCAGCCAUCAAGACGUUUCUCGGAUUGCUAACCAGUUGAAGGAAUGUUGCGUGCAGAAGGGCAUGGCUGUUGAGAAUCCCGGUCUAGUGUUGGUAGAAGAUCCAAGCUUUUCUGAGCAUCCAGGUUGGGAAAGGGUGGAUAUGAUGGUUGCCAAGAUGCGGAAGAAUAAUCCUAAUCCCGGUCGUCGUCCGGGGUUCGUUCUCUGUCUUCUUCCGAGCAAGGAAUCGGAUGCCUACGCGCCAUUCAAACGACUCUUUUUGACGAAAGAAGGAAUUCCGAACCAGUGCAUAGCACCCCAGAGGAAUCCAAACAAUCAAUACCUGACGAACGUCGUUUUGAAGAUGAAUGCAAAGUUAGGGGGCUACAACACGGUUUUAACUAGUGAAUUUAAGAAAGAAUUGCCAAAGCUUUCAUAUGCACAAACCAUGAUCUUGGGAAUGGACGUGUCGCAUGGAUCUCCAUUUUCCCACACCCCGUCGGUCGCGGCUAUGGUUGGCUCUUUUGACUGGCCAAGGAUUACGAGGUACUCCGCUCGCGUGAUGGCGCAAUCGGCAAAACAGGAAGCGUUCGCCAACAUUCCAUCGAUGCUGGAGAGCCUCUUGAAGAACUUUAAGAACUUUCAGGGCGAGAAGGGUUGCUACCCUCAGCAAUUGAUUGUGUUCAGAGAUGGAGUGAGUGAAUCCCAGUUUGAGAGCGUCCUCACCGGGGAACUGCAAGACAUCAUCAAGACUUGCGAAGGUCUCGGCAUCAGGCCGAAGAUAACUCUGGUCGUAGCACAGAAAAGGCACCAUACCCGUUUCUUGCCGGUGGGGCAGCAGAAAAAGAAUGUCGAACCUGGGACCGUUGUGGACCGCGACGUCGCACAUCCUACGAAUUUCGACUUCUUCCUGUGCAGUCACUUCGGCAUGCUCGGAACAAGCAGGCCGACGCACUACAUCGUGCUCUACGACGAGAUUGGUUUCAGGCCGGACGAGAUCCAAAUGACCAUCAACAAUCUGUGCUACACCUACGUCAAGAGCACGACAGCAGUAUCAGUGGUUGCGCCGAUCAACUACGCGCAUCUGGCCGCGAAGAAAAUGAAGAACUUUAUGUCGCUGGACGGCUCCGAAACGGGGUCACUUUCAUCCGCCGCUACCAGAGAGUCAGCACCGCCGGUCCCGGUUUUGCCAGAGCUCCAGGGCAACGUCGCCAACACUAUGUUCUUCGUCUAGGAGAGAGGAAUCGAAGAGCUCGCGCGCUGCGGUAGAGUUUCUCGUUUUUUUUACUAAAGCAUUCCACUGCGAGAGAUUAUAGCAGGCAAAGCUUGGAAUUUUUCAUUCCAAGAGAUUUUUUGCGUGGAGAAGUCCACAGCAACAUCGGGUUUUACAUAUUUAUAUAGAAGGGAAGGUGCGAUGAAAAGAAUGGCGGCUUUUCUUUACAUGCUUUCGAGAA